This is a messenger RNA of Nothobranchius furzeri (turquoise killifish), 1378 nucleotides long. RefSeq names its product E3 SUMO-protein ligase ZBED1. Gene Ontology annotation, cellular component: nucleus. Gene Ontology annotation, biological process: regulation of transcription by RNA polymerase II. Gene Ontology annotation, molecular function: protein dimerization activity. The record is from RefSeq and is a predicted model, not a curated record. Lineage: Eukaryota; Metazoa; Chordata; Actinopteri; Cyprinodontiformes; Nothobranchiidae.
GAUUUUAAACAUUUCCGCCACUUUCUACAUCAAUAUUAAGAAUUUUAAAUUUAGACAAUUGUUCUCUGUUUUAUUGAAGGCCUAGACGAGCAUUCCCUCAUCCUUGAUGUGAGAACCAGACGGAACCGCCUCUUUCUGAUGGUGGAGAGGUUCAUCGAACAGUACCCCAUCAUCCAGGCUGCUUCAAGGGACCCAAGAAUCAAGAAGGAUAUGGACAGAGACAGAUUGCUGAGAGUGUACGAUGAUGACAUGAGCAAGUGUGAGGACUUUGUGGACACCAUGAGGGUCCUUUACACAUCCACACUUGCAGUUUCGGCUGAGAGGAGUGCCACUGUGGGGCAGAUCCUCCCCAUCCUCGACAAACUCAGGGCCAAGUUUGAGGUGAAAGAUGAAGAUUCUGCUUUCAAGAAAGCCAUCAAGGAGAAGGUCUGGGCAGACCUCUCCCAUCGUUACACAGAGGAAACAAACAAAGAGCUACUACUGUUCCUUGAGGAGGCUACUGCUCUAGAUCCUCAUUUUAAAGGCAAGAUUCAGGACGAGGCUGUUUGGACCCGCCUAGAAAAUGAAGCUGUAGCCCUCUUCGCUGGAGACAAGAUUGGAGAGGUGACCCAGCAGGAGGGGAAAGGAAGAAAGGAGCAACAGGAAGGGGAGGAAGUAUCUGAGGGAGAAGAAAUGCCAGAAGCUCCUGAGAAAAGAAAGAAAAAGCUGUCAGCCCUUGGGGAGCUAUUUCAGGAUCAGGACCAGGAAGUGUUACUCCAGAGUGAGAUAGACACCCAAGCACCUUCACUAGCCGAAAAGGCCAAGAACGAGCUGCUUAUCUAUCAGAGAUUUCCAGCAGUCCUCAGCUCUGUGCACCCCUUCUUGUGGUGGUGGCAAAAGAGAGACCAGAUGCCUUUGUUGGCCAGCUUGGCCAAAAAAUAUCUUUGUGUUCAAGCCUCUUCCACUCCUUCAGAGCGAGUUUUGUCCACAGCAGGGGAUACAGUCAGUGUUGAGCGGGCUCGACUCUUGCCUGAGAAAGUGGACAUGUUAGUUUUCCUUAAAAAUAAUGGCUAAAGGACUGAAUAUAUACACAGUUGAGUAGGCCAUGUUCAAGUAGUUCAAAGCAAAGAUGUUUACUUCAGUUUUUUCCAUUUUAUAUACCCCUCUAUUACACACAUUGUCCAGAGAGAGGAAUAUUCUAGUUUGUUAAACAUAUGUUAAAAUGUAAAGAGUUCUAUGCUAUAUUGUUAUAUUUAAUUUUGUAACAUAUUGUUAAGCCUCUUCCAUUCCUUCAGAGCGAGUUUUCUCCACAGCAGGGGAUACAGUCAGUGUUGAGCAGGCUCGACUCUUGCCUGAGAAAGUGGACAUGUUAAAAUGUAAAUAGUUCUAUAUUGUUGCA